Molecule: messenger RNA, 6429 nt
Organism: Salvia splendens (bonfire salvia)
Lineage: Eukaryota; Viridiplantae; Streptophyta; Magnoliopsida; Lamiales; Lamiaceae
Product: protein TSS
Exons: 25
Coding region: 241-5940 (1899 amino acids)
Biological process (GO): organelle organization
Cellular component (GO): cytoplasm
Molecular function (GO): protein binding
Source: RefSeq, a predicted model, not a curated record
CCACUUCCCUCUAUAUCUCUUCCUCUUUGCUCUUCUUCCAUUCUCCCUCUCUCUAAAUACGUGAAAAGCUUCAACACAAACUCUUUAAUGGUGCACUUUUUUUCAUUACCAUCUAAACUCUUAAACCUUACAUAAACCUCUGCAAACUGCAACAGCUAUACGCAGCAGCAGGUUACAACCUUCUGCUACUGUGAGCCUUCUGUCGUAUCAAGUAAACAAGUCGAGAGCUCGAGCUUGGAAAUGGCACCGAAGAGUGGGCGUGGCAAGACCAAGGGAGACAAGAAGAAGAAAGAAGAAAAGGUUCUUCCCGUUGUGGUGGAUAUAAAAGUGAAUCUACCGGACGAGACUAAUGUUAUUUUGAAGGGAAUUUCUACCGACAGAAUUAUAGACGUUCGUCGAUUGUUAUCUGUUAGUACUAUUACGAGCAACAUCACUAACUAUUCCUUAUCUCACGAGGUGAGGGGCCCACGAUUAAAAGAUACGGUGGACGUGGCCGCGCUGAAACCCUGUACCCUCACUCUUGUGGAAGAGGACUACGAUGAAGGUAGCGCCACGGCGCACGUUAGACGGCUUCUGGAUAUCGUCGCUUGCACGACGUCGUUUGGGCCGUCGGCGGCAAAGGGCUCUUCUCCCGCCGCAUCUUCCAAGGGCGGAGAAGAGGGAAAGGAUGGCCGUGGAUCUCAAGACGGCAAGGUUUCUAAGAAAGCGAUCAAGUCUCCCCGCGCUAAGAGUAAGAAAGAGAGUUCUCCGCCGCCGCCGGCGGAGUCGGAGGCGAAGGAAGGAUCUGCAGCUGCGAUUGAUCGAGAAGGAGAGAUGAGCAACACUUCUCCGAAGCUCGGGAGCUUCUACGAGUUCUUCUCUCUGUCUCACCUCACGCCUCCUCUUCAAUUUAUAAGGAGAGCGGAGAGGAAAAGCAUCGAUGAAGUUUCUGGUGAUGAUCACCUUUUCUCUCUUGAGGUAAAAUUAUGCAAUGGGAAAUUGAUUUUUAUAGAAGCUUCAAGGAAAGGUUUUUAUGGCACUGGAAAGCAGCAGUUUUUUUGUCACAAUCUGGUUGACCUGCUGAGACAACUCAGUAGAGCCUUUGAUAAUGCUUAUGAUGAACUCAUGAAAGCAUUCUCAGAAAGGAAUAAGUUUGGAAACCUCCCCUUUGGCUUCAGAGCCAACACGUGGCUUAUUCCGCCCAUAGCUGCACAAUCACCAUCUACAUUUCCCCCUCUGCCCACAGAAGAUGAAAACUGGGGAGGCAAUGGAGGUGGUCUAGGCAGAGAUGGCAAAAGUGACCUGCUACCUUAUGCAAAUGAACUGUUGUUUCUUGCAUCUAUGCCAUGCAAAACUGCUGAGGAGAGGCAAAUUAGAGAUAGAAAUGCAUUCCUUCUUCACAGUUUGUUUGUCGAUGUUGCAAUAUUCAAGGCCAUUGCGGCUGUGAAACAUGUAAUGCGAACUUUAGAAUCAGCUCAUUCUGCUUCAAAUAGUCGAAUUGUCUUUACAGAGAAAGUUGGAGACUUGAGCAUAACUGUCAUGAAAGAUGCAUCUAGUGCUAGUUGCAAAAUUGAUACUAAGAUUGAUGGAGAACAAGCUAUAGGAUUGGAUGACAAGAAACUGGGAGAAAGAAACCUGCUUAAGGGGAUCACAGCUGAUGAAAAUACAGCUGCUCAUGAUAUUGCCACUUUAGGUGUUGUGAAUGUGAGGUAUUGUGGCUAUAUUGCAUGCGUGAAAGUUCAAGGGAUUGACAAUGCCAGUGCAAAUACUCCAUUACGAAGCCAAGAGCUUCUUGACCAGCCUGAUGGUGGUGCUAAUUCCCUAAAUAUUGAUAGUUUAAGGUUAUUACUACAUGAAAAUGUUACAACUGAACAAAAUAAAGCAUCGGCACAUUCUCGAACAUUAGAAUCUGAGCAACUUGAAUCUUCCCAAGCUUUUGUUGAGAGACUGCUGCAAGAGAGUCUUGAAGAGCUUCGGCAAGAAGAACAUGAUCUGGAUGCUUUUGUGAGAUGGGAACUUGGAGCCUGCUGGAUACAGCAUUUACAAGAUCAGAAGAAAACAGAAAAAGAGAAGAAACCGCCUAGUGAGAAGACCAAAAAUGAAAUGAAGGUUGAGGGACUAGGAACACCGCUUAAAUCCCUUAGAAAUAGAAAGAAGACUUUGGACGGAAAUACUGCAGACCAACAGAAUGAGAAUUUAAAAUCUUCUGCUGAUGAAGUGAAGGAUGAAGUUGAAAAAGCAUUGAAUGUGAUAGAAUCUCAGCUUGAUAACGGUGCAAGUGAAAAUGAGGUUAUGUUAAAAUCAAUGUUAUCUGAUGCUGCAUUCUCUCGAUUAAAAGAGUCAGAGACUGAACUUCAUUCAAAGUCGCUGCACGAACUGAUUGAGCUAUCCCAAAAAUAUUAUGAUGAUGUAGCGCUACCAAAACUGGUUGCAGAUUUUGGUUCUUUAGAGCUCUCACCAGUAGAUGGUCGGACAUUGACAGACUUCAUGCAUACUAGAGGUCUUCGGAUGCGAUCCCUUGGACAAGUUGUUAAGCUUUCAGAAAAGUUAUCACAUGUGCAAUCUCUUUGCAUACAUGAAAUGAUAGUACGCGCUUUUAAGCAUAUCCUGCAGGCAGUAAUAUCUGCAGUUCAGAAGCCUGCGAAAAUGGCAGCAGCAAUUGCAGCGGCAUUGAAUUUAAUGCUUGGAAUUCCUGAAAAUGUACAACCAGAUCAGCCUUCUGGUGUCAAUUCCAUUGUGUGGAAUUGGCUUGAAGUGUUUCUUCUGAAGCGCUAUGAGUGGAAUAUAAAGAAUUUAAACUAUGAGGAUAUCAGAAAGUUUGCAAUCCUUCGUGGUUUAUGCCAUAAGGUGGGUAUUGAGCUUGUACCAAGAGACUUUGAUAUGGAAUCUGCACGCCCUUUUCAGAAGGAAGAUAUAGUGAGCCUUGUACCAGUGCAUAAGCAAGCAGCCUGCUCAUCUGCUGAUGGACGGCAGCUCUUAGAAUCCUCUAAAACAGCCUUGGAUAAAGGAAAACUUGAAGAUGCUGUUAGCUAUGGAACAAAGGCCCUUGCAAAGUUGGUAGCAGUAUGUGGUCCUUAUCAUCGCAUGACAGCUGGUGCUUACAGCCUUCUUGCAGUUGUUUUAUAUCACACUGGAGAUUUCAACCAGGCCACUAUCUAUCAGCAAAAAGCCUUGGACAUCAAUGAACGAGAGCUAGGUCUUGAUCAUCCGGAUACGAUGAAAAGUUAUGGGGAUCUUGCUGUUUUUUAUUACAGACUACAACACACGGAAUUGGCCCUCAAAUACGUGAAGAGAGCAUUGUAUCUCUUACAUCUCACUUGUGGCCCAUCACAUCCAAACACUGCGGCAACAUACAUAAAUGUGGCUAUGAUGGAGGAAGGCCUGGGUAAUGUGCACGUUGCCCUAAGAUAUCUUCAUAAAGCACUGAAAUGCAACCAAAAACUUCUUGGCCCAGACCAUAUUCAGACAGCUGCAAGUUAUCAUGCCAUUGCCAUAGCCCUCUCAUUGAUGGAAGCAUACCCUUUAAGUGUUCAGCAUGAACAGACAACAUUACAAAUACUUAGGGCAAAGCUGGGACCAGAGGACCUCCGGACACAGGAUGCAGCUGCAUGGCUUGAAUAUUUUGAAUCCAAGGCUUUUGAGCAGCAAGAAGCUGCUCGAAAUGGGACACGGAAGCCAGAUGCUUCUAUAGCCAGCAAGGGCCACCUAAGUGUAUCAGAUUUGCUUGACUACAUAAAUCCAAGUCAGGAUGCUAAAGGGAAAGAUGCAAUUGGAUCAAAGAGAAGAAAUUACAUUGCAAAGGCUAUGGAGAAAGUCGUCCAUGACAAUCUAGCCAUCUCAGAUACUGAGGUUCCUCCGACAGGUGCCUUUGCAGUGGAGGCUAAGGAAGAUAAACAAGUUCAUGUCUCUGACACUGAUGCAGCAGUGAACAAUGCUUGGCCAGUUCAGUUUGAAGACACUGUGGAAGUAUUUCCUGAUGAAAAUCCCGUCCAGCCUGGAAACCUUGAAAUCCGAAUUCCUGAGUCCAGUGAUGUAUCACUUGAAACACAUGCUGAAGGAGAAGACGGCUGGCAGCCAGUUCAAAAACCAAGAUCGUCCGGCUUGUUUGGAAAACGGCUAAGGCAGCGACGUCAGAAUGGAACUAAGACUUUAAAUCACCAGAAGAAAGAUCUUGUUACUGAAUUGGAUCAUGCCACACUGAAGAAUAACCACCAAAGUGGAAAAAUUUAUGUUUUAAAGAAACGAGCAGUUCCUGCAGGAAGCAUAGCAGAAUACUAUGUAGCAAAGACUUCAUCGCCAGGGGCUAAGUAUGGACGGAGAGUUGUGAAAACUGUAGCAUAUAGAGUGAAGUCGGUGUCUCCAUCCACCAUGGAUGGUGCAGGGGGGAACUCUAAAAAUGAAGACGAGACAUUAUGCUCCCCAACAGACUCAAGGCCAGUAUCUGCACAGAAAGAGGUUGGAACUGUUGCUAAGAGAAGUUCAAUAGUAAGUCUUGGUAAAUCUCCCUCAUAUAAGGAAGUAGCUCUGGCACCACCUGGUACCAUAUCUAUGUUGCAAGUGAGACAUCCUGAGGAUGAUGCGCAUUAUAACAGAGUACUUGAACCUGAAGAACAGAACAAAAGGGCCCAGGAAAAAUCCGCGUCUGUGGAAAUAAGUACACAAAACGACCAGGAAGGGAACAUUCAGGAUAUUGUCAUGGGUUCCACAGAUCAACUGAAAAAUGAAAAUGAAGCUCUUGAAGAGAAAGAGGAAACUGCAAAGAAUCAUGAAAACUCGGUGGUUGUAUCUGAGUGUAUGGUACAAGUGCAGUCCAGCAAUCAUGAGUCCAGUCAACACGAAGAGCUAGGUACCGACAUGGAUAAUGUGCCAAAUUGCGCUGGCUCGUCAUUGGAAACUGCUACUUGUACUGAAGAUCUAUUGAUCUCUAAUAGAUCGAAUGAUGAUUCGGAAACCACUUUGCAAGGGGUGGAAGAACAGAAAUCAAAACUUCCAGUGGCUUGUCAAGGUGACUCAAGAGAAGUUUCUAACAAGAAGUUGUCAGCUUUAGCAGCUCCGUACAAUCCAUCAGUCGUUAGUCCACAUGUUGCACCAUUGCCUAUGAAUAUUUCUCUCUCUUCUGGUCCAGGAGCUGUUCAACCAGUUGGUCCUUGGCCAAUGAAUAUGGGACUUCAUCAAGGUCAUGCUACACUUUUACCCAGUCCAAUUUCCUCACCCCACCACCCCUAUCCGUCGCCGCCAACAACACCAAAUAUGCUCCACCCCUUACCUUUGAUGUACCCUCCUUACACACAGGCCCAGUCCCUACCACCUAGCACUUUUCAAGUAACCAGCAACCAGUUUCAUCACGGUCAAUUCGCUUGGCAAUGCAAUAUACGUGCUAACACACAAGAAUACAUUCCUGUCACACUUUGGCCUGGCUGCCAUCCAUUAGAAUUUCCCUCCCCAACAGUGGUUGAACCAAUUGCUAAACCUUUUUUGGAGGAAAAGGAACAAUCCAUCAUCUCAGAGAACCUAAAUUUGGCUUUACCUUUGGAUCUUGACUCUGGGAAUGAGUCUAAGAAAGAAAUAGAUCUUCCUGCAUCAGAGGCAGUGGAGAACUUACGUGAUAUAGAUGUGGUUCAAUCAGGUAAUGGGGAAGAAAUUGAAUCCAAGUUCCAUGGUCUACCGAUCCCUGUUAAACUUCUACAUAGCAGUAAUGGUCCAACUGAAAAAUCCGAGAGAUGCAAUGAUUAUCAUGUUCAGAGACAGCAGUUUAAGGCUGACAGUGAGAAACAAUUCAGUGUUUUAGUUAGAGGGAAAAGGAACAAAAAGCAGAUGUUGAGAAUGCCAUUAAGUUUUCUCAAACGACCAUAUAGUUCACAACCAUUCAAAGUUGUGUAUAGUAGAGUUGUUAGGGAUACAGAACUUCCUAAUUCCCCGAGCUUUGACUCCAAAGAGACCAGUUCAGCAAAUGCUACAUGAGUAGAUUUAUCAUCUUAUUCACAUAAUACAACAAGACGGACGAGAAGAGAUUGAAGUUACAUUUCAGAAAAUCCAAACGUGAUACGCAUAUCAAGCAUGUUGAUCAGCUGAUAAAGGUUCCCUUUGAAAAUUGUUCUUGGUUUGUGUGGAUGUGGUGAUCCUGGUAUAUGCUUCUUCCACCAUACAGUAAAGGAGUUGGAGUCAUAUUGGUGCAUUCUUUCCUUUAUUUUGAGAUAUAUUUUGACAGUGCGUAGCAAAGAUUUUGAAGUCCCGGUUAAUUCUUUCAUAGAAAGCAAUUCUGAUAUCAAUAUUUUGGAUACUAUGAUUUGAUUCAGUACUUGGUAACUUGAUAUCCCCUUCCGUAGUUAACUUUUCUAUUUGCUAUGGUAUUCCAUUUAGUGUCAAAGCUGAAGAUUUUUUGAACUUAUCAUACUCCUUCUAUGAACCCUUCAUGAAGAUAAUUAAAUGUUAUAUCCCCUUCCAUAGUUA